This is a messenger RNA of Microthlaspi erraticum, 1326 nucleotides long. Lineage: Eukaryota; Viridiplantae; Streptophyta; Magnoliopsida; Brassicales; Brassicaceae. The record is from the annotation of a GenBank genome assembly.
AUGGCGAAAAUGCCCCUCACCGUCGUCGUCUUCCUCCUCGCCGCUUUCCUCGCCGUGGUCCCGCCCUCUACGGCGGAGAUCAAAUCCCUGGUUAUCUCCGAUGACGCUCGUCCGAUGAUCCUCUUCGAGAAGUUCGGAUUCACUCAUACCGGCCACGUCACCGUCUCGGUCUCCUCCGUCUCCGUCGUCUCCACUUCCUCAGAUCCGAAUCCGGAGCCGUCGCGUCUCGGAUUCUUCCUCCUCUCGGAAGAAUCGCUCCUCCAGGUGCUCCUCGAGAUCCAGCAGAACCCGAGAUUCUGCGUCCUAGAUUCGCACUACGUCACACAUCUCUUCACCUUCAGAGAUCUAUCUCCUCCGCCGAAUUCCCGAUUCAACCAAUCCUACCCGGUCACUUCCCCCAACGAGUACUCUCUCUUCUUCGCCAAUUGCGUCCCCGAGACUAAGGUCUCCAUGGCGGUUCGCACGGAGAUGUACAACAAAGAUCCCAACGGAUCCAAGGACUAUCUACCCGCCGGAGCCACCCAGCUACCGACUCUCUACUCCUUCUUCUUCCUCUGCUACGUCGCCUUCCUCGGCUUCUGGAGCUACAUCUGCUGGAACAACAAGCCCACUGUUCACCGGAUCCAUCUCCUCAUGGCAGGUCUGCUUCUAAUCAAAUCCCUGAAUCUGAUCUGUGCAGCUGAGGACAAGCACUACGUGAAGAGCACAGGGACGCCUCACGGCUGGGACAUCCUCUUCUACAUCUUCCAAUUCAUCCGCGUCGUUCUGCUCUUCACCGUGAUCAUCUUGAUCGGAACUGGCUGGUCGUUUCUUAAGCCGUUUCUCCAGGAGAAGGAGAAGAACGUGUUGAUCAUCGUGAUCCCGCUUCAGGUACUCGCCAACAUUGCCUCGAUUGUGAUCGGUGAAACUGGACCGUUCAUCAAGGAUUGGGUGACGUGGAACCAAGUGUUCUUGCUCGUCGAUAUCAUCUGCUGCUGCGCCAUUAUCUUCCCGAUCGUAUGGUCGAUUCGAUCGUUGAGAGAGACCUCGAAAACGGACGGUAAAGCCGCGAGGAACUUGUCGAAGCUGACUCUGUUCAGGCAGUUCUACAUUGUUGUUAUCGGGUAUCUCUACUUCACGAGAAUUGUGGUGUUUGCGCUUAAAACCAUUGCGGCGUACAAGUACCAGUGGGUGAGUUUUGCGGCGGAGGAGAUUGUGAGUUUGGUGUUCUAUGUGAUUAUGUUUCAUAUGUUUAGGCCUGAGGAGAAGAAUGAGUACUUUGCUGUUGAUGAUGAUGAGGAAGAAGCUGCUGCUUUGGCCCUUAGGGACGAAGAGUUUGAGCUUUGA